Molecule: messenger RNA, 3409 nt
Organism: Anthonomus grandis grandis
Lineage: Eukaryota; Metazoa; Arthropoda; Insecta; Coleoptera; Curculionidae
Gene: mi
Exons: 6
Coding region: 293-3088 (931 amino acids)
Source: RefSeq, a predicted model, not a curated record
AAGUCAGCUGUCAAAUGCCUAGCAGAUGUUUCUUUGCAAUGGUUGUUUUCCCUUACUAACGCUUAUCGGAUCCAUUAAAACUUAAAACAACUUUUCCUAACUUAAAAAACUCAAAAAACCUCCUAAAAGUACCUCAAAAAGUGUUUCUACCAAAACCCUAAUGAGUGAAACCGUCAUGUGAUAUCAAAUCGGUGAUACCUCAAAGGUCAUUGACAAAUCGGUGCCGCCAAAACUGCGCCCGUGUUUUUAUUCCCUAUUUUCCGUGGCAUUUCUUUCCUGCCCGCCCCGGAGUAUGGAAUUUGAGUUCGGUAAGCACUUCAAGGAUGCCACCAAUUUACUGUUAAUGAUGGACCACGAUAGCGGAUACGUGGAAGGCGAGAGCAGCACCUCGUCCAGUAUCGAAUCGGCCCCACCACACAAAGAGAUUCCUGCCAAAAGGGAACCGGAUAAUUUCCUGCUUAGCGAGGACGCCCUGCUAGAAAGACCCGAGUUAUAUUUCGACUUAAGUGCCAAUUUACCACCCGAAAUAGACCGUGAGGAUCAAAUAAGAGUGUUUUCGUCUCCGGACAUUGUUACCUCUUCUGUUCCCAGUCAAAAUUCCGUUGCCGAAUAUAGCGGGUUAGAGAAUGAUUCUAUUUCAUCGUCCCAAAGAUCCGGUGAGAUACCCUUGAUUGCACCCAUAGAAGUAGCAAAAAUGGAUGUGUGCGAAAUGGUCCAAGAUGGGGUAGAUAAUGACAUUUUAAUGAUAUCGGCCACUGAAAGUGAUAUGUCGUUAGAGCAGACAUUUGACCCUGUUAUAGUGGAAAAUUCAAAUCUUUCUUUUGCCUGUUGUAGCCAUAAAAAGGCCAUUAGCAUUAGCCCAUCUAAUGGGAUUAUUAAGCAGGAGGGUGGUUUGAAUCAUAGUGUAAUUGCCCCAUCAAAUAGUGAAGGACUGAAUGGUGAUAAGAAGGAACAUUAUUUUAAAGAAGACAAUGAGGAACCAGACAAGGAACAAUCCGUCCAAGAAUCCCUAAACAGUUCCAAUCAAACCCCCAGUACACCCAACUUGGGUGAUCCAACAAUAAAUUCUAAAUCAACCAACAAGUGGAGUGUAACAAAAUCCAUGAAACCUAUGACUCCAUCGAAAGCCAACCACCCGCUAGCACCAUUAACAAACACAUUUGACUUUGAGGCCCCCCAAUUCAUACCGAAAGACAAAAAAAGACUCACAUUAAUAUUCUCCAAGGCAGAGAAGGAGAAUCUGUAUUCGGUCAAGAGGAAAUUUCCCAGUUUAACCCCCGAGAAAUCCAUUGAUAAGUCUUUGGUCAAUCCGGAUAUCAGCCCGGACAUAUUUGAUGGGGAAGACCUGGAGGCUGUAGAUUGUAAAACCAACUACUUUGACAUGUCGUCGGUGAGUGUUACUGAGGAACCGUACAUAGAGAAACUGGACAAGAAAUUGUUGAAAAGGGUGCAAAAUGGUAUGAACGGGGUGUUGCCACCGCCCAGUGUCACUGUUAUCCACAUGAGUGCUCAAGAUAUUUUAAAUAAACUGGAUGAAAAUAAGAGUUAUUUCUUUUGGAAUAAACCGGAGGGAGAGAGUUCUUUAAAUAGUAGUGGAGACAGUGGGAAGUUUUGCAACUCCUUACUGUUAAGUGUAGGAUUAGAUGAGGCAAUGACGUUGGGGUUUCCGGAGGCCUCCAAAGUGAGGUGCCAUGGACUACACUAUAACUGUGGAAAGAUCUCCGAGGAAAUCGUCGACAUGUGCGAGAAGUACCAGAAACGUUUCGUGGGCGCGGAAACCCAGUCCACCUGCACGACAUUCGAGACCCAAAACUCCGCCUCGAGUCCAACAAAACGUAAAUCGACAAGACCCAAGUGGGGCACAAAAUCACCGGGACGUAGGUUAAGCCACCUGGCGAGACGACGAAUCACGUUUUCCAGUUCGAAUUUGCAAGCGGGCGGCGGUUCGGCUCUAGCCGGCUCUAGAGCGAGACAGAUCCUGGUUGACGCGAAGAAGAUCGAUCUGCUCAGUCGCCGUAGGAGUCCGAGAAAAACCCCGCGAAAAACGCCCACCAAAAGUCCGAAAGUUAAGACGAGGACGCCGUCGAGUAGUGCCAAGAAGAAACUCGCGAUGCGCUUCAGGAAACUGACCGGGGAAAUCGAGAAGUCGGUGCCGAGUACUUCGGAGGUCGCCUCUUCGGUGCCGAGGGCUUUGUUCCGUAGUCCGGCGAAAAGCGAGGGCAGAGCUACCAAAAGGGCCUUAUUCCAGAGCCCCAACCGUGAUAACUCUUCUAGUCUUAAUAUGAAAAGUAAGUCUCAGAACUUACAUUCUCUGGGUGACCGCAGUCAGUCGAGGAGGAACCUGUUUCCGUCCCCCAGGAAACAUUCGCCGCUAAAGCAGUCCAGAUCUCCGUUUAAGCGCGGAUUGAACUUCGGUUACGAGAAGAAGAGGAAGCGAAGCGAAUCCGAUGACGUGCCGGCGUCAAAGUUCCCGCGCAGUAUGUCCAUGGACGUGAAACCCAGUACGAGCGUUGGAAAUCGGUCGAUUUGUCGCACUCAGAGUGAACUGAAUAUAUCGGGGAAUAAGGGACAAAACGAACUGAGCGAGCAACACAAAAAGAAACUACUUUGGGCGGUCAGUAUCGCCCUCCAAUCCCAAAACAUAACCUCGAUCCAUCCGCAGUGGAAGACGUUCGCUUCGGUGCUGGCACGCGUCACUCGUCGUUUCUACGCGAACCAAUUGACGGGAAACGUGACAGGCGGUACGUCCGAACGGAUGCAGCGCAUCGCGAAGUACCACGUGAUCUCCGUGAUAAAAGGCAAAUCGGCGGACGAGAUUAUUAGCGAAUACUUGAAGAAUCGGGCCAACAGUAGGGUGCAGAAACCGCAGGGGUACGUUGCUCCCCAGGAUUAUGAGGCGAACGGUGCUAUCGGUGGAAAAAGGUUGGUACCAUCCGGAGGUAAGGAAAACGUGUUUCAAGACAGAGCGAACACGCUGGAAAGUUGGGAAAAGAGGAAACUGGAAGAGGGUCGCGGCAAGUCCACGCUAACCGAAAAUAAAAUCGAACGCAUUCGGAAAGUUAUCAAUUUCGGGGACGACGACCGAUAGCAAUAAUGAUUUGUUGUACAUUCGCUUUUUUCCAAGAUUUAAUUAGAUCUCAAGUUUAGUUGUUUCUUUCGGUUAGAGUCAUACUUAAUUAACAGGUAAGACAGACAAAAUAUUUAUUUUAGACGAGACGGGUUUGCUCUAACGGGGCUGCUCAAGAAUUUUGUUAUUUUAUUGCUAAUUUUAUUUACAUUAAAAAAAAAUAAUAAUAUGAUUUGAGACUGAUAGAAGUCGAGAAGAAGAAGGCAAUUCUCUUAGUUAGUUGCUUUAAUUAAUUAUAACGAGUGUAAUAUAAACUGUUAAUAAAAAUUUGUAUUAUUUAAA